CCUUUUUAAAGAUUUGCUAAUGCGAUGUUUAAUCUCUGGAUGAUUUCAACAACCAUGGAGCUUCUUCCGCUCGUGUGUCUUUACAUCCUAACGUGGUCUGCAAGAACUGAUCAAACCGGGCCAAAUGUGACAUUGGAGGCAUCGGAAGGAAGUGAUAUUAUCCUGCCGUGUUCUACCAGCACCAAGAAAGACAUGGUGUCGGGGCUUUUUGACUGGAAGAAAAAAGACGGUACAGAGGUUUUCAUGUAUGAAGCUGAUAUUCAUUACAACAAUGGACGUACAGGCCAAGAUGAGCGGUUCAAAGGAAGAGUCUCACAUUUUCCUGACCAACUGAAGGUUGGCAACGCCUCCAUAGUGAUUCAUAACACAAAAGUCGAGGACAGUGGAAUCUACAGAUGUAUUUUUCCCCAUCUUCAGCCAAAAGAAGAAAAAAUCAUUACGCUUGUUGUAAAUGGAACGAAUGCGGUAACAUUGGAGGCAUUGGAAGGAAGUGAUAUUAUCCUGCCGUGUUCUACCAGCACCAAGAAAGACAUGGUGUCGGGGCUUUUUGACUGGAAGAAAGACGACAGCGUGGAGGUUUUCAUGUAUGAUGCUGGUAUUCAUUACAACAAUGGACGUUCAGGCCAGGAUCCGCAGUUCAGAGGAAGGGUCUCACAUUUUCCAGACCAAUUGAAGGUUGGCGACGCCUCCAUAAGGAUAAACAACACUAAAGUCGAGGACAGUGGAAGCUAUAGAUGUAUUUUUCCCCGUCUUCAGCCAAUAGAAGAAAAGAUCAUUACACUUGUUGUAAAUGGAACGAAUGCAGUAACAUUGGAGGCAUUGGAAGGAAGUGAUAUUAUCCUGCCGUGUUCUACCAGCACCAAGGAAGACAUGGUGUCGGGGCUUUUUGACUGGAAGAAAGACGACGGCGUGGAAGUUUUCAUGUAUGAUGAUGGUAUUCAUUACAACAAUGGACGUCCAGGCCAGAAUGACUGGUUCAAAGGAAGGGUCUCACAUUUUGCAGACCAACUGAAGGUUGGCAACGCCUCCAUAGUGAUUCACAACACUAAAGUCAAUGACAGUGGAAGCUACAGAUGUAUUUUUCCCCGUCUUCAGCCAAAUGAAGAAAAAGUCAUUACACUUGUUGUAAAUGGAACGAAUGCAGUAACAUUGGAGGCAUUGGAAGGAAGUGAUAUUAUCCUGCCGUGUUCUACCAGCACCAAGAAAGACAUGGUGUCGGGGGUUUUUGACUGGAAGAAAAAAAAAGACGGCACAGAGGUUUUCAUGUAUGAAGCUGGUAUUCAUUACAACAAUGGACUUCGAGGCCAGAAUGACUGGUUCAAAGGAAGGGUCUCACAUUUUCCAGACCAACUGAAGGUUGGCAAUGCCUCCAUAAGGAUAAACAACACUAAAGUCGAGGACAGUGGAAGCUACAGAUGUAUUUUUCCCCGUCUUCAGCCACCAGAAGAAAAGAUCAUUACGCUUGUUGUACAUGGUCGUUCUUUGAAGGACCGAACAGGAGAAAUCAAUGGAGCAGCUGCGAAGCCGAUUGUUGGGAUACGGGCUGUUACAAAGGAUGGGGUGCUGCUGAACUGUGUAGUUGCAGGAGCAACUUCACAACCUAAAGUAGAGUGGCAGGACGGUGAUGGAAACCGUCUUCAUGCUGAGGAGCCACAGGAGAACAUCCGCCACGUUAUUAGUGAUGAGAUCCAUGUACCAGAUCAGCUGUUUGAGUCCUGCUCUCCUGAUGUCGGUCUGAAGAUAGGUCUGGACGUUGUUAUUUUUUUACUUGGAGCUGUGAUUGUUGUUUGCCUACUUUACAUUAGACACCUCAGAAGGAAAGGUACCCGGCAGAAAGAUGGUGUUUUGGAGUCACUGAAAUCAGAAAAUCAAUGUUAGAACAUUGUCUACCAUUUUACACUCACACAGGAUGGUAUUUAAAAAGGGAAAAACAAGAUAUUUCUACAUACAUUUCUGAUAAUAUUAAUGGAUUAGAUUUCUAUAGCACUUUUCAAGCUACAUUAAGUGCUUUACACUAAAUACAUUAAUUAGUCAUUCCAUGUUUAUACUUGGUAAUGGUAAGCUAAAGGUGCUUCAUCUUCUCUGACCAAACCAAACAUUCAUACACCUUAAACACAGCACAUACAUACACCAUCAGUGCCAACACUGGAGGCAAGGACUGCCACCUCUAUUAUACUUGAGAAAAUCUGCCACUGACCCAGACCGUACUCCUUACUUUGUAAGAGGAUCUUCAGUACAGCCAUUCACUGAUGCUGCCACAGACCAGAAUAGAAAGGGAACUAAUUCAACAAGUAGAAGUGUUGACAGAUUCACUGCACUGUGUUAACUGAGAAGACAGAAGAUGAAGCAUCAUGUCAUCUCAUACAAACAAAAUCUGCUGAUCAGAAUAAAACUGAUUUUUACAAUUUAUUUAUGCAGCUCAAUAUUACAAUAACCAGCUUUCUGAGUUAUAGAUAGGUCAGAGCCAUCCAGACAGAAUCAGCAAGUAUUUAAUAAGUUUCACGGAAGAAAGUGUAUAUUUGAGAUUUUCUGUUUUUGUCUUGUUUUUUUAAAUGUGCUUUUUUAUUUUUACUUAUUUAUUUUUUUCUUUCUCUACUUUUAUUGUGUCUAGUCAUCUCUGUUUAUUUCCAGGGUUAAGAUUUUGCUGCGCAUUAAGAGUCAAAAUUUACCUGUGGUCUAAAACCUGACUGGAAGACAUUGUAGCAGUUGUUUUGUGUUAAAAAGUCAUGUAGUUGAUGAAAAACGGAUUUUUCGAUUAUUUUACUUAGAAAAGGAAGAUUUGAGAUCGGCCUGUAGUUGCUCAUUUGUGUCUCGUCUAGAUUCUCUUUUUAGCCGAGGUUUGAUUACAGCUGUUUUUAAAAGUUCUGGGAAGACUCCAGAUAUUAAAGACAAGCUGACAAUCUGCAAGAGAUUAUUGUCUAUAAAACAACAUUAAUCAUUCAAUUAAAAUUAAAGGUCUGUUCAGUUCUGAUGAAUUGAUAUUAUAAUGCAUCUUCUAAGCAGACCAGACAGCAGACGUAUGUCAGACUGCUUAUUACAACUACAGUGACUUGUGACUUGGACUUGAGCCAUGAGAACUGAUUUGACCUUAAGGCCCAUUUAUGCUUAACAUCAUUUUAGUUCAAAUAUAAUAAUAGCAAAGAAACCUUUUAGUAAUGACUAUCUAAUGACUAUUUUAUGUUGCAUUCAGUUGGAAAUGUACUGCAUAAGAAACAUAGUCAAAGUAUAUUACUUCAGAUUUUUUUUGUUUUACAACUAUCAAAUAGAUAAUUCUCAAACCAUUUAUCUUAGUUUUUAAUGAAAUUUAAUUGAAAUUUGAAAGUUUGAGCUCAAACACAAAAAAAAAGGAAAAGCUAGAGCAGAUAUGAAAGAAACGUUUAUUCACCUGUAAAUCUGUAUAUAUAUUUUUUAUGAAGCUAAACUUUGUCACGUUUUAAAUACAAUAUAUUUUCCUACAUAGAAAAUUGUGUUGAAUUAAAUGAUAAUUUACCUUGUUACUGUUAUGAUGUAAAUAGACUCAGGUUUUUUUCACAGAUGAACUGCAAGUCUUACUUGUUAGAGAUUUUCAUGAGGAAUGCCUCUCUUGAACACAAAUGUUUGCAGUGUUCAUUCUAGUCUUUUUGCUCUUUACUGCACUGUUUUUAUGCAUCUUUAUCUGAAGCAUUAUAAGAAGUUGUGUACAUAUAUAAUGCUUCAAUUUUUAGCAA
Melanotaenia boesemani (Boeseman's rainbowfish) is the source of this 3707-nucleotide messenger RNA. Its product is annotated as CD276 antigen-like. Lineage: Eukaryota; Metazoa; Chordata; Actinopteri; Atheriniformes; Melanotaeniidae. The record is from RefSeq and is a predicted model, not a curated record. The transcript is spliced from 11 exons. Bases 25 to 1878 code for a protein of 617 amino acids.